This is a messenger RNA of Mya arenaria, 1023 nucleotides long. RefSeq names its product clumping factor A-like. The record is from RefSeq and is a predicted model, not a curated record. Bases 1 to 1023 code for a protein of 340 amino acids. The transcript is spliced from 3 exons. Lineage: Eukaryota; Metazoa; Mollusca; Bivalvia; Myida; Myidae.
AUGCACAAACUGAUCAAACCUGUUUCAGGAACCGAUAAAGAAACCCCAGUUCUUGUAAUGUGGACAUCAAACAAGGAUGAUAUGGCUCCGUUACACUGGGUGCUUAAUCACUUUGUGCCAUUGUUGAAACUUCCGGAAUGGUAUAAAAUAGAUGAUGAAAAUAAUAAUGAUUUGGGCGUUUCUGACAAUUACCAAACAAAACAAUCACGUAUGGAAAGACCAAUUGAAGUUGAAAGUUCUGCACAUGAUAUAUCAGAUACAGAAAAUGCUACGAAGGUUUAUGUGUGUGAUUUGACUGCAGAGAUGGGAACGGCCAAUGUAAUCAGAACAGCUGAUGGAACGGAGUGCACAUUCAAGGAAUUCAUGGAAAGCAGUGUCGACAGUUUGAAUAUAGGAAUGGGUAAGGUAGACGGGGCAAAUAAUGGGACAGAAAGUGAUAGUAAAGAUACCGGUUCAAAGGUAAAUGGGUCAAAUGGUGGGACAGAUAGUGAUAGUAAAGAUGUUGAUGCGAUAGAAGAUGGUUCAAAUGGUGGGACAGAUAGUGAUAAAACAGAUGAUGAUCCAAAGAUAGAUGGGGCAAAAGUAGGGACAGAUAGUGAUAGUAAAGAUGUUGAGGGGAAGGUAGAUGGUUCAAAUGGUAGUGAUAGUACAAAUGAUGAUCCAAAGAUAGAUGGGGCAAUUGGUGGGACAGCUAGUGAUAAAACAGAUGAUGAUGCGAAGGUAGAUGGUUCAAAUGGUAGUACAGAUAGUAAUAAAACAGAUGGUGAUCCAAAGAUAGAUGGGGCAAAAGUAGGGACAGAUAGUGAUAGUAAAUAUAGUAAAGAUGCUGCUGCAAACGAUGAUCGGGAACAACAUGAGACAGAACAUGUAAAUACAGAUUUAAAUGACCAUGAAGGUGUACGUAUGGGAGAGAAACAUGGAGACAAGAUAAGUGACAGUGACAUUGACACAAAUUUUGACACAUGUGCCAAUCAUAGAGUGUUUCUCUUUGCCUGCAAUCAGGAUACAUCAACUGACCUUUGA